GGAAGCUUACGAGCGUUUCUUCCCCGGUGCCUAGGAGGCUCAUCUGAUUGUGGUCACCGGCCGAUAGGGCUGGUCGGCUCCGGGCAGUUCCUCGCUGGCUUCCAACGAAGUUUAGGUUCGCCGACCGACCCUGGCGUAGUGGGCUUUUCCAACCCCCUCUGGCGGCGGCGGAAGCCGAGCCCACACGAGGCCUAGCCGAACUCCGCCGAACGUCUCCGAGCAGGAUUCUCCAGAGCCUCAGUGCCCGCCUCCUCCUGUCCGAAAGCUCCCGAGUGUUGCCGGACGGGAGAAUCGGCCUCGGCCGACGGCCGCCCGCAGCACCGCGCGGCGGGAGGAGCGAAGAUGGCGGGAGGGUGCGGCCAAGAGGCUGCUGGGAUUGUGGCGGACCCAGCGGCAAAAUGGCGGCUGUGCGGCCAGGGAGAGGCUCCUUCAAGGUGCUCUCGUCAGUUCCUCUUCAGAUGCUGUUUCACGUCAGUGGGCUAUACUAUGCCCUGUACUUCCUAGCUACAUUCCUGAUGAUUGCAUAUAAAAGUCAGGUUUUCAGCUAUCCUUGUAACUAUCUGGUCCUGGAUCUGCUCCUCUUGCUUCUGAUGGGGAUUCUUGAAGUAGCUCGGCUAUACCUAGGCACGAAAGGCAACCUGACCGAGGCUGAAGUGCCACUGACUGCCAGCCUGGCAUUCACUGCACUCAGUGGCCUCCUUUCUGUUCACUUCCUGCUCUGGCAGACCUUGGUACUGUGGAUGGACUCGGUCCUCAGCACCAUUCUCCUGGUGCUGCAUGGGCUGGAGGCUGGCUUGCAGGUGGUGGUCAUUGCUGACUUCAUCAGGUAGACAGACCAGGAUAACCUGCAGAGCAGUACUCCUCAGCCUCCAGGCAACUCCUUCGCUCCCAGACACAAAGGGUAUCUUUUUAUUGAUUGUCUGUAGAUGGAUGUGAAUGGUUUAUAAAUCUUCUUUAGUGAGGAGGUUACCAGAACCAGGGAGGGACAAACUUAGGAGCCUAGAUGUUGAAGCUGGCCAUCACGGACAGUAGUCAAUCCCAAGAUGUCCUCAUGUCAUGUGCUGGGGUACUGGCCAUAGCAGGACCACCAGUGAUUGCCAGGCCAGUGGAAGGCAAAGCCUUUCAGGAAGGCAACAUCUGAGGGCAGCCCAGAGCUCCACCCUGUCUCAGCCCCAGACAGCAGCAUCCUGGCAGAAGGACUUGACUCUGUUGCUCUGCCACCAUGGGUUUUCUCACAGGAAUGACUGACUUCCGUGUUUCCCACACUGGCCCUGCUUCUUGUUCUGAGAACCUCCUGUACUGUUUUCAGGCCUGGGAUCACUCUGGAGCUGCAGGAUGGCAGGCCUUGUGUUCCAGUGUCCCCCCAAUUUGGCUCCCCAUAAGGCCAGCACUGAAUAAAACUCUGGUUUCCAAAAGGAAACAAAAGUAAAUAUAUACAAGGUGUGGUGGCACACAAACA
Onychomys torridus (southern grasshopper mouse) is the source of this 1459-nucleotide messenger RNA. RefSeq names its product transmembrane protein 80 (gene Tmem80). Gene Ontology annotation, biological process: non-motile cilium assembly. Gene Ontology annotation, cellular component: ciliary transition zone. The transcript is spliced from 5 exons. Lineage: Eukaryota; Metazoa; Chordata; Mammalia; Rodentia; Cricetidae. The record is from RefSeq and is a predicted model, not a curated record. The coding region runs from base 399 to 830 and encodes 143 amino acids.